Molecule: messenger RNA, 2824 nt
Organism: Amyelois transitella
Lineage: Eukaryota; Metazoa; Arthropoda; Insecta; Lepidoptera; Pyralidae
Gene: Mcm6
Product: DNA replication licensing factor Mcm6
Exons: 14
Coding region: 295-2760 (821 amino acids)
Biological process (GO): DNA replication initiation; mitotic DNA replication; double-strand break repair via break-induced replication
Cellular component (GO): MCM complex; nucleus
Molecular function (GO): ATP binding; single-stranded DNA binding; single-stranded 3'-5' DNA helicase activity
Source: RefSeq, a predicted model, not a curated record
GUCAUUUUUUUUAUGUUUGUUUCUCGCACGUUGCUUUUUUGCUUUAAAAUAUUGUUUUUCCAUUAAAUUGUGGUUUUGUAACCGCACUAAUAGUAAUAAUUAUAUGAGUUCUAAACUUGUGAUACUGUUUAAUGAAUAACUUUGAUAGUUUGAUUCAACAUAAAUCGCCGUUUCGCUAGUGAAGAACUGUGGAUCUUUAUACCGGCAAAGCGUUUUGCUAUAUCUUUAUGUUAUUACUUGUGUUGGUAAAGUAUUAGUAGUUCCGAUCAUAUUUGGUGAAUCUGAAAUUCCAAUAUGGAUGUAGCAGAUACAUUUGCCACACAAAGCCAAGUAAAAGAUGAAAUUGGGGUUAGAUGCCAAAAACUAUUUCAGGAUUUUCUUGAAGAGUUCAAAGAAGAUAAUGAAAUUAAGUAUGAGAAACAGGCAAAAGAGUUGAUUAAACCUGAACUUAGCACACUAGAAGUUAGUUUUGAUGAUGUUGAAAAGUAUAAUCAGAAUCUUGCCACAACAAUAAUUGAAGAGUAUUACCGUAUCUACCCGUUUCUUAACCAAGCAAUACUGAACUAUGUUUUAAGUCUUGCGGAGAGUAGAGACAAAAAAGAUUUACAGGAUAAAGAAUGUUAUGUGUCAUUUGUGGAUGUUCCUACUCGGCAUAAAGUUAGAGAGUUGACGACAGCUAAAAUUGGGACACUGAUCAGGAUAUCAGGUCAGAUAGUGAGAACACAUCCGGUGCAUCCCGAGCUGGUCUUGGGCACCUUUGUCUGCUUAGACUGCCAGACAGUUAUCAAAAAUGUUGAACAACAAUUUAAGUACACAAUCCCCACCAUUUGCCGUAACCCUGUGUGUGCAAACCGUCGCCGUUUCAUGUUGGAUGCGGAUAAGUCCGUCUUUGUGGACUUCCAGAAGAUCCGCAUACAGGAGACUCAAGCAGAGUUACCCAGGGGAUGCAUACCUCGCUCCCUUGAAGUCAUAUUGAGGGCAGAGGCUGUGGAAUCAGUACAGGCUGGAGACCGCUAUGACUUCACAGGAAGUCUGAUUGUUGUCCCCGACGUGGGAUCACUAUCAUUCCCAGGGGCCAAAGCGGAACUCACAACACGCACGAGACAGGCCAACGAGGGCCAGAUGGAGGGCAUUAAGGGACUGAAAGCGCUUGGUGUGAGAGAGUUACAUUACAAGACCGCGUUCUUAGCAUGCAGUGUACAAGCGAUAUCGCGUAGAUUUGGUACAGCUGACAUGGCGACCGACGACCUCACCACUGAGGACAUGAGGAAGCAAAUGACUGACAAAGAGUGGGACAAGGUAUACGAGAUGUCGAGAGACCGUAAUCUUUACAAUAACUUAAUUACAAGUCUGUUCCCAAGCAUUCAUGGCAAUAAUGAGGUCAAGAGGGGAAUUCUUCUUAUGUUAUUUGGAGGCGUCGCAAAAACUACUGUUGAAGGCACGACCCUCCGCGGCGACAUCAACGUGUGCAUAGUGGGCGACCCCAGCACCGCCAAGUCGCAGCUGCUGCAGCAGGUCAGCGACCUCGCGCCGCGCGCCGUCUACACCAGCGGCAAGGCGUCCUCCGCGGCCGGCCUCACCGCCGCCGUCGUGCGGGACGAAGAAUCGUUUGACUUCGUGAUUGAAGCGGGCGCUCUGAUGUUAGCCGACAACGGGGUGUGUUGUAUAGACGAGUUCGACAAGAUGGACCCCGCUGAUCAAGUGGCCAUACACGAGGCUAUGGAACAACAGACUAUAUCACUGGCCAAGGCCGGUGUCCGGGCGACCCUGAACGCGCGUACUUCCAUCCUGGCGGCCGCCAACCCCGUGGGGGGCCGCUACGACCGCGCCAAGUCUCUGCAGCAGAACGUGUCUCUCAGCGCGCCCAUCAUGUCCAGAUUCGACCUGUUCUUCAUAUUGAUAGACGAGAGCAGCGAAAUGGUGGAUUAUGCGAUCGCGAGGAAGAUUGUAGAUUUGCAUUGCAAUAAAGAGGAGACGUAUGACUGCGUGUAUUCUAGGGAAGAUCUGCUGAGGUACAUCGCGUUCGCGAGGUCGUUCAAACCGAUUAUUACCGAGGACGCCGGCAAAUUAUUAGUGGAAUACUACACAGUACUCCGGGCGAGAGACGGCACCAGCGCCGGGGCGGGGUCCUGGCGGAUCACCGUGCGGCAGCUGGAGUCCAUGGUGCGGCUGGCGGAGGCCAUGGCCAAGAUGCACUGCAGCGGGCGGGUCACCGCGCAGCACGUGGCCGAGGCCUAUAGAUUACUGAACAAGUCCAUCAUUCGAGUGGAGCAGCCUGACAUCCACUUGGACGAAGACGAGCCCCAGCUCGAACCCACCAUGGAAGUUGACGAAGAAGUACCUGCUACCAACGGUACCAAUGGCACCAAUGGUCAAGUGAACGGCGACUCAGCUCCAAAGAAGAAACUGACUCUUUCCUUCGAGGAAUACAAAGCGCUCAGUGAUAUGUUAGUCGUGUUUAUGAGGAAGGAGGAAAACGAGGCUGAAACCAGAGGAUCAGAAAGUUCCGGCAUGCGCAAGAGUGCGGUAGUGAGCUGGUAUCUAGAACAACUGGUGACGCAGGGGCGCAUCGAGAACGAAGACGAGCUGCUGGAGAGGAAGACGCUCGUCGAGAAGGUCAUUGACCGGCUCAUGUACCACGACCAAGUAAUCAUCCCCCUAUCGACGACGGGCCUCAAAGCGUCUCAGAAGUCUUCAGACCAAGAAAUAGAAGACGACCCGCUGCUAGUGGUACAUCCCAAUUAUGUCGUCGACACGUGAUCUUUUAUCGAUCUGACCUGUAAGCUAAGCUUCUUUUUUUUUAAUAAAAUCAUCAGAUUACCUA